ACAAUCCCAAAGAAGAAGUAUUUUUGUCAUUGAGGCGGCAUGCUAGCAAAGUAGAGCUCAUUUUCAACUUUUGUUAAAACCCUGCAUGCGUUUAUGUUUUGAGGAAAGGAGAUGAUUCGCAUGGAUGGAAUUUACUGAAACACAUUGAUGAACAUGUGGUUCAGCAUGUCUCAACGAGUUGGCUGUCCUUAGAAGUCAAGAGAUGCAUGCUGACAAUAGUACACACUUCUGUGGAGCCAAGAUUAUGGAUCCCUCUCACCUCUGCUGUAAUUGGACUACUGGGCAAUGGUUCAGGAUAUUUUAACAAGUCAAUGUCCUUGAAGUCACGAGCAUUGAGACCAGAUGCAUGAAGGGCCAAAGCAUAGAACUAGAAUGACAGAUUCUAUUUCCGUGUCGCCAAGAUCCAUGGAUCCCUCUCACCUCUGUUGUAAUUGGCCUACCUGUGGUUCAGGAUAUUUUAACAAGUCAAUGUCCUUGAAGUCACAUGAUGGGAGCCAUUGAGACCAGAUGCAUGAUGACAAUGAAGCGGCAAAGCAUAGAAAUAGGAUGACAUAGAUUCUAUUUCCAUGGCUCCAAGAUCCAUGGAUCCCUCUCACCUCUGCUGUAAUUGGCCUACCUGUGGGUCGGCAUCUCAUCGUGUCCGAUGUCCUUGAUGAACUCACAUGAUGGGUGGUCUGUUGAGACCAGGUGCAUGAUGACAAUGAAGAGGCAAAGCAUAGAAAUAUAUUAUCACAUUCGAUUUCUGUUAGAAAUGGGUUCCUCUCACCGCUGCUGUAAUUAGCCUACUGGUGGUUCAGGAUAUUUUAACAAGUCAAUGUCCUUGAAGUCACGUGCGGCAUUGAGACCAGAUGCAUGAAGGGCCAAAGCAUAGAACUAGAAUGACAGAUUCUAUUUCCGUGUCGCCAAGAUCCAUGGAUCCCUCUCACCUCUGUUGUAAUUGGCCUACCUGGUUGUUGGCACCACAGUCAUUCCCACCAUGGUGCAGAAGUAUCAGUCACCCAUCAGGGUGUACAAGCAGCCUUUUGAGCUGGUGAUGGAGGCCUACGAGAGGCGAUUCCCCACGUGUCACCUGAUUCCCAUGUUUGUGGACAGCGAGGUGUUGGAGGAAACUGAGAGCGAGGAUGGAUCCAUACACCAGGUCCAGCGCCGCUGCAAACUGGACGUGGACGCCCCACGUCUCCUCAAACGGAUUGCGGGGGUGGACUAUGUGUACUUCAGCCAGGAGAACACUCUGAACAAGAGAGAGAGGACGCUCCACAUCGAGUCCCACAACGAGACCUUUUCCAACAGAGUCAUCAUCCACGAACUCUGCAGUUACUCGGCCCACCCUGAGAAUGAUGACUGGACGUGUUUCGAGCAGUCGGCCAGCCUGGACAUCAAAUCGUUCUUUGGCUUCGAGAGCACGGUGGAGAAGAUGGCCAUGAAGCAGUACGCCAGCAGUAUCAAGAAGGGUAAGGAGAUCAUAGAGUUCUACCUAAACCAGCUGGAGGAAGAGGGGAUAAGCCACGUGCCCCGCUGGACUCCCUCCCUGGAUGCUCCUUCCUCCGUCACCACCAAACCUGUCUGUGCCACCCCAAAGCUCCUCCCCCUGGAGCUGCCUGUCACGCCCGCCGUCUCAAUCCCCGUGUCCACUGAUGCCAGUGAUCAUGAGAUUGCCACUGCCACCAAUAAUGAUGCCACCCAAAGUGAUGCCACCAGCAACGAUGCCGCUAGCCAACCUGACAACCAGACAGAGAACCAGACAGGCACACCUGAUGACAAGUUGGAUGCAGACUACAUCAAGCGCUACUUGGGAGACCUGACGCCUCUGCAGGAGAGCUGUCUGAUCAGACUACGACAGUGGCUGCAGGAGAGCCACAAGGGCAAGACCCUUACCCUCACUCCCUCCUCUCCCUCCUCACCACCUUUCCAGAUCCCUAAGGACGAACACAUCCUUCGUUUCCUGCGGGCCAGGGACUUUAACAUGGAGAAGGCCAGGGAGAUCCUGUGUCAGUCCUUAACAUGGAGGAAACAGCACCAGGUGGACUAUCUGUUAGAGACGUGGACCUCACCACAGGUCCUCAAUGACUACUACACUGGAGGGUGGCACCACCAUGAUAAAGAGGGUCGUCCUCUCUAUAUCCUGCGUCUGGGACAGAUGGACACCAAGGGGCUGGUCCGAGCCCUGGGGGAGGAGUCUCUACUCAGACACGUUCUAUCCAUAAACGAGGAGGGCCUAAGGCGCUGUGAGGAGAACACCAAAGUCUUCGGCCGACCAAUCAGUUGUUGGACGUGUCUGGUGGACCUCGAAGGGUUAAACAUGCGCCACCUGUGGCGACCGGGGGUUAAGGCCCUUCUGAGAAUCAUUGAGGUGGUGGAGGCCAACUACCCAGAGACCCUGGGACGUCUGCUCAUACUGAGGGCUCCUAGAGUCUUCCCUGUGCUCUGGACCCUGGUGAGUCCGUUCAUCGACGAGAACACCCGUAAGAAGUUCCUGAUCUACGCUGGGAAUGACUACCAGGGCCCCGGCGGCCUGCUGGACUACAUAGACAAGGAGGUCAUCCCUGACUUCCUGGGAGGAGAGUGUAUGUGUGAAGUCCCAGAGGGAGGCCUGGUGCCCAAGUCUCUGUACCGUACUGCAGAGGAGCUGGAGAACGAAGACAUCAGCCUGUGGACAGAGACUAUCUACCAGAGUGCCAGCGUCUUCAAGGGAGCGCCCCACGAGGUGGUGAUCGAGAUCAUCGACGCCUCCUCCGUGAUCACUUGGGACUUUGAUGUGUGUAAGGGCGACGUGGUCUUCCACCUCUACCACUCCAAGCGCGCCCCCCAAACCCCCCGCAAGGACCCCCUAGUGGGGCAACACAGCAGCAUCACCACCCCCGGGGGGAACAACGUCCAGCUCAUAGACAAGUCCUGGACCAUAGGCCUGGACUACAGCAUGGUGGAGUCACCACUCACCUGCAAGGAGGGGGAGAGCGUUCAGGGUUCCCACGUGACCAGGUGGCCCGGGUUCUACAUCCUGCAGUGGAAGUUCCACACCAUGCCGGGCAGCGCCUCCACCAACCUGCCCCGCGUGGACGACGUCCUCGCCUCCCUGCAGGUCUCCUCACACAAGUGCAAAGUCAUGUACUACACAGAGGUCAUUGGCUCCGAGGACUUCAGGGGCUCUAUGACCAGUUUGGAGUCGAGUCACAGUGGUUUCUCCCAGCUCAGCCACGCUACCUCCUCCUCUAACCACUCCCAGUCCAGCUCCAUGAUCUCCAGGUAGAGGACUACAUCUCCUGCCAAGGACUUACAAUUCUCCCUCUGCUGAACUACAAGUCCCAGCUCCUCCAGCCUUCACAGUCCACACUUUCCGCCCUAACCACCUCAAACCUGUACUACUAUUAGUCAGUCACAAUGUGGAACUGAAGCAUGCUUGCAAAACAGAGGAGAAAGGAAAUGUCGGCGGUUGAAAAACUGAAAACAAAGACUUGUGAUUUUAAAGGGCUCCUAUUUUCUUGCAGCAGUCCAUGUAUAUUUCUUCCCAGCUUUUUCCUGGGCUGCUGAACAGAACGUUGGCAGAACGUUUUCUGCUUGCUGAGACUUUGGUAGGUGUGGGAAGUGUCGCACCCAUGGAGCGCAAUGUCAGUUCAAGCAAUUGUCACACUCAUUUAAGGAGCUGUGGGACUGGAUAAAAACGGGAUGCGUCGAUACAUAUGUGCAUUAGAACACUUCACACACGUGCACACUUCCAAGGUAUUGGUGAUACUGGAUGCGCUGUUACAUAAGAACAUGGACACUUUUUAUAGGUUGAAGAAACGGGAUGCGUCGUUACCUGCAGACAAAACAUGUUCAAACAUAGGAAGACACACGCACUCACAUACUGUAUAGACACAGACCAUAAACACACCUGAAAUGACAUGCAGAGAAACAUAGUAUUUGCCAUAUCAUCAGUGGGGUUGGUCUCUACCUGGUGAAUUGUUUAUAUGUAAGGAUUGGGGGUAAAGCCGUAGCGAGGUAUCGUUUAGAAGCAAUAAGCAGAGUUCAAAUAUCAACUAUUGAAAUAAUUACUUUUCUAUUUACCAUGAAAAUUUUAUGUAUGGAGGUUUUUCCUCAUGGGUGCUAUAUGUGCAAUGUAUAGGUGACCUUCCAGUUCCCGGGUGACGAGAUGGACAGACAGACAUUUAAUUUAGCUGAACUUUCAUUUGGAGAAAUAGCCAAAAGAAAUUGCCAGAGGUUAUUUUUGAAAUUUGAAUUGACACAUUUUGAAUGUGUUUGCAAAUGCAUCUACACAUCUACCAGUCUCUUUUGGGCUCAAGACACUUAACCAGUGAUUACGUUUAAAUUAUUGAAUUUCAAUUACUUUGACUUGGAUUCCACCCCAAAAUGAGUGUUUCCCAUCUGUCCCUGUCUGCAGGAAUGAACCUGACCCGUAGCUAGGUGUGGUUGUGGUCAUUGGUUUGAAUGUGCUACUGAUGGUCAGGUGAGCUUUUGCUAGCCAAUGGAAUCCCCCGAACUGUCAGGGUCACAGGUCUAGGUCUAACUGCUAUUCUUUAUAGAGGGGUAGAUAUAGAGAGGGAGGAAGUGAAUGUUUUUUGUGGUGAAGUUUAUCAUUUGCUCCUGCGCCAUUCAUGGAAAUGUAUUGAUGCAUACAUGUACUUGGGCUAGUGCUGGUUGGAUUGUUAGUUUUCAUUGAAAGUGAAGUGGGUUGCUGCAUGUUCAUAUUGGGAUAUGGUUGAUUUUAGUUUAGGAGUUACCAUAGUAGCUACUCAUGAGCCAUUUGUUAGCACCAUUUUAGCCUUUGUAACUAACCAUGUGUAUAAGAAAUAUAUCUGCUUGGUUAGGGGACACCCCCUUUGCCUCGACUGAGCGAAGUGGAGGAUGUUUCCAUUGUAAUGCAACGUACCCAUGCAAAUGUUCUGGACAGCCACCUUGUGCUUCUAAAGCACCAAAGACGACGACAAAAAACUGUUCCGUCUUAUAGUUUCCAUGUUUGUUUGUUUUUUUGUCAAACUAUUUUCGAGUGUUUUUAGGGGAUAUUUUGUGAGCUUCAAGCUCACAAAAGAGAUAUAUUGAACUUCUCUACAGAUUACUGUCGGCUGUUUUCAAAGGUUCGAUAAGCUUUUGCCUUGCAUUACAAGCUGAGGCUCUCAAGACAAGUCACCAUGCUGCUGCUUGACGUUAAGAUGGCCAAAGACGUGUUUGUUGAUGGGGCGUUGGAUCUCACUUCAAGGAUUAUCGGCCAAUCAGGCGAGCAGCACGUCUGUUUUUAACAGCUUUUUGAGAUGCUACUUUUUUAACGAUGAUAACGAAAACCCAAGGUCAAAGUGAACAGUCUAAUGUACAGUGUGUGUCUAACUGGAAUAGCAUGAAAUGCUUUGCUCACUGAGGAAAGGACCUGCUCAGAACGAGAGCUGUUCAGAACUAACUCAUUAAGUUAUUGAAUGAAUGGAAUAAUGAGUAACUAAAUGUCUGUAAGGGUGUCACCCAUGUCAGGACUGAGGAUGUAUAGUUGUACUUAUUGUCUUCUGUACUCAAUUUCACCUUGAAGCAUGUCUAGAGUGAUUAGCAUAGUUUCCUACUUUCCAGCUCUCUAUCAAAGGAAACUCAUAAUGCCCACAAUGUGUAGCAUAAUAUCAACACAAUGUGUAACGUGCUCAACGGUUCACCAAGCUUUAGAGAAAGGUUCCAGUCUUCUUUGAACACGACAUGCGUGUGAGAGGAGACGAUGUUAGUUUUUCCUUUAGCUGAGUUGGAACAGUGCUUUAGAAGUGGCUCACUGUUGUUUUAAACCAGAGGCCGAUGUCUUCAGUUACCUUUCAGUUUCAACUGACCUCAACAUAAUGUCACUGCUACUACUGAAAUGUAUCUGCUAUGUAACCUGCUUUGCUCUACUUGUCAACCUUCACUUUUACUUAACUCAUUUACAUAUGAGGGCUAUUUCUGUCUUGUUUGUCACCAACCAUAUCCUGAUUUCUCCAUUUCUCUCAUCUAGCCUCCCAACCUGUAAGACAACGAUAAUGUUGCAUAUCUUUAUUUCCCUGGAAAUUCAUAAUUAUGUUUAAAGAAAUAACUUCGAAUUAAUAUAAAAUAGCGCCUUUCCAAUUUUUCAAACCAUUAAACUUGAAUUAUGAGAAUUAAAAGUUGUC
Messenger RNA from Oncorhynchus masou masou (cherry salmon), 6110 nucleotides. Its product is annotated as SEC14-like protein 1. Bases 977 to 3247 code for a protein of 756 amino acids. The transcript has 21 exons. Gene Ontology annotation, cellular component: cytosol; cytoplasm. Lineage: Eukaryota; Metazoa; Chordata; Actinopteri; Salmoniformes; Salmonidae. Gene Ontology annotation, molecular function: RIG-I binding. Gene Ontology annotation, biological process: negative regulation of RIG-I signaling pathway. The record is from RefSeq and is a predicted model, not a curated record.